CCCGGCGCGAUGGACAAGCUGCCGCCGUCCAUGCGCAAGCGGCUCUACAGCCUCCCGCAGCAGGUGGGGGCCACGGCGCGCAUCAUGGACGAGGACGAGGACGCGGAGGAGGAGGGGGCUGGCGGCCGCCGCGACCCCGGCCGCAGGAGCAUCCGGCUGCGGCCGCUGCCCUCGCCCUCGCCUUCGGCGGCCGCGGGCGGCACGGAGCCCAGGGGCGCGGCCCUCGGGGCGGCGGACGGCGAAGGGCCGGCCCGAGGCGCGGGCAAGUCCAGUACUAACGGCGACUGCAGGCGCUUCCGCGGGAGCCUGGCCUCGCUGGGCAGCAGGGGCGGCGGCGGCGGCGCCGGGAGCGGCGGCAGCCACGGGCACCUGCAUGACUCCGCGGAGGAGCGGCGGCUCAUCGCCGAGGGCGACGCGUCCCCCGGCGAGGACAGGGCGCCCCCAGGCCUGGCGGCGGAGCCUGAGCGUCCCGGCGCCGCGGCGCAGCCCGCAGCCUCGCCGCCGCCCCAGCGGGCGCCGCAGCCGGCCUCCUCCCCCAGCGAGCAGCCCGCGGCGGACACCGCUAUUAAAGUGGAGGGAGGCACGGCCUCCGGCGACCAGAUACUCCCCGAGGCCGAGGUGCGCCUGGGCCAGUCUGGCUUCAUGCAGCGCCAGUUUGGGGCUAUGCUGCAGCCCGGGGUCAACAAAUUCUCCCUGAGGAUGUUCGGCAGCCAGAAAGCAGUGGAGCGCGAGCAGGAGAGGGUUAAGUCGGCCGGGUUUUGGAUUAUCCACCCCUACAGCGACUUCAGAUUUUACUGGGACCUGACCAUGCUGCUGCUGAUGGUGGGAAACCUGAUCAUCAUUCCCGUGGGCAUCACCUUCUUCAAGGAUGAGAAUACCACACCCUGGAUCGUCUUCAAUGUGGUGUCAGACACGUUCUUCCUCAUCGACCUGGUCCUCAACUUCCGCACAGGGAUUGUGGUGGAGGACAACACAGAGAUCAUCUUGGACCCACAGCGGAUUAAGAUGAAGUACCUCAAAAGCUGGUUUGUGGUGGAUUUCAUCUCCUCCAUCCCCGUGGACUACAUCUUCCUCAUCGUAGAGACGCGCAUUGACUCAGAGGUCUACAAGACUGCCCGGGCCCUGCGCAUUGUCCGCUUCACCAAGAUCCUCAGCCUUCUGCGCCUCCUGCGUCUCUCUCGCCUCAUUCGAUAUAUUCACCAGUGGGAAGAGAUCUUCCACAUGACCUAUGACCUGGCCAGUGCUGUGGUGCGCAUAGUGAACCUCAUCGGCAUGAUGCUGCUGCUGUGCCACUGGGACGGCUGCCUGCAGUUCUUGGUGCCCAUGCUGCAGGACUUCCCUGACGACUGCUGGGUGUCCAUCAACAACAUGGUGAACAACUCCUGGGGAAAGCAGUACUCCUACGCCCUCUUCAAGGCCAUGAGCCACAUGCUGUGCAUCGGCUACGGACGGCAGGCGCCCGUGGGCAUGUCAGAUGUCUGGCUCACCAUGCUCAGCAUGAUUGUGGGGGCCACCUGCUAUGCCAUGUUCAUCGGCCACGCCACCGCCCUCAUCCAGUCCCUGGACUCCUCCCGGCGCCAAUACCAGGAAAAGUACAAGCAGGUGGAGCAGUACAUGUCCUUCCACAAGCUUCCACCCGACACCCGGCAGCGCAUCCACGACUAUUAUGAGCACCGCUACCAGGGCAAGAUGUUCGACGAGGAGAGCAUUCUGGGGGAGCUGAGUGAGCCGCUGCGGGAGGAGAUCAUCAACUUUAACUGCCGGAAGCUGGUGGCCUCUAUGCCGCUGUUUGCCAAUGCCGACCCCAACUUUGUGACGUCUAUGCUGACCAAGCUGCGCUUCGAGGUCUUCCAGCCGGGGGACUACAUCAUCCGUGAAGGCACCAUCGGCAAGAAAAUGUACUUCAUCCAGCACGGUGUGGUCAGCGUGCUCACCAAGGGCAACAAGGAGACCAAGCUGGCAGAUGGCUCCUAUUUUGGAGAGAUCUGCCUGCUGACCCGGGGUCGGCGCACAGCCAGCGUGAGGGCCGACACCUACUGCCGUCUCUACUCGCUGAGCGUGGACAACUUCAACGAGGUGCUGGAGGAGUACCCGAUGAUGCGGCGGGCCUUCGAGACCGUGGCGCUGGACCGCCUGGACCGCAUCGGCAAGAAGAACUCCAUCCUCCUGCACAAAGUCCAGCACGACCUCAACUCGGGCGUCUUCAACUGCCAGGAGAGCGAGAUCAUCGAGCAGAUCGUGCGGCACGACCGCGAGAUGGCCCACUGCGCCCACCGCGCGCAGGCCGCCGCCUCUGCCACCCCGACCCCGGCCCCGACGCCCGUCAUCUGGACGCCGCUGAUCCGCGCGCCGCUGCAGGCCGCCGCCGCCACCACGUCCGUGGCCAUCGCCCUCACCCACCACCCGCGCCUGCCCGCGGCCGUCUUCCGCCCCACCCCGGGGCCCGGGCCGGGCAGCCUGGGGGCCGGGCAGACGCCCAGGCACCCGAGGCGGCUCCAGUCCCUGGUCCCUUCGGCGGGGGGCCCCGCCUCGCCCGCCAGCAGCCCGUCCCAGCUGGACACGCCGUCCUCCUGCUUCCACGUCCAGCAGCUGGCCGGCUUCUCCGUGCCCGCCGGCCUGAGCCCCCUGCUGCCCUCGUCCGGCUCCUCCCCGGCCCCCACGCCGUCUGCCACUGCGGCCGCCACCCCAGCCGGGUUCGGCCUCUUCCACAGGGCGCUGGGUGGCUCCCUGUCCUCGUCCGACUCGCCCCUGCUCACCCCGCUGCAGCCCGGGGCCCGCUCCCCGCAGGCUAACCAGCCCCCGCCCCCGCCGCCCGGGGUCCGCGGCGGCCCGGGACCCCUGGAGCACUUCCUGCCGCCCCCGCCCUCGUCCAGGUCUCCGUCGUCCAGCCCAGGGCAGCUGGGCCAGCCUCCCGGGGAGGUGUCUCCGGGUCUGGCCGCGGGCCCUGCAAGUACCCCAGAGACACCCCCGCGGCAGCCCGAGCGGCCGUCCUUCGUGACAGGGACCUCUGUGGGGGCUUCUCCUACAGCCUUCACUCCCCGAGGCGGUCUCAGCCCCCCUGGCCACAGCCCAGGGCCCCCAAGAACUUUCCCAAGUGCCCCACCCCAGGCCUCUGGCUCCCACGGUUCCCUGCUCCUGCCACCUGUGUCCAGCCCGCCCCCACCCCAGGUACCCCAGCGCCGGGGCACGCCACCCCUCACCCCAGGCCGCCUCACCCAGGACCUCAAGCCCAUCUCAGCCUCUCAGCCAGCCCUGCCCCAGGACGGGGCGCAGACUCUCCGCAGAGCCUCCCCGCACUCCUCUGGGGAGUCCGUGGCUGCCUUCCCGCUCUUCCCCAGAGUCGGGGUGGGCAGCGGGGGCCUCGGUCCUCCUGGGAGGCCCUAUGGUGCCAUCCCUGGCCAGCACGUCACUCUGCCUCGGAAGACAUCCUCAGGUUCUUUGCCACCCCCUCUUUCUUUGUUUGGGGCAAGAGCCACCUCUUCUGGGGCCCCCCCUGUGACUGCUGCUCCCCAGAGGGAAGGGGGGGCCCGGUCUGAGCCAGCGCGCUCCAAACUGCCGUCCAAUCUGUGAGCUGGAGCCCCUCCCUCUCCUCUCUCUUUUCCCCCCUUUCCUCUUUCUUCCUUCAGGUUUAACUGUGAUUAGGAGAUAUACCAAUAACAAUAAUAAUUAUCAUUAAAAAAAAAAACCACACCAGAAAAACAAAAGACAGCAGAAAAUAACCAGGUAUUCUUAGAGCUAUAGAUUUUUGGUCACUUGCUUUUAUAGACUAUUUUAAUACUCAGCACUAGAGGGGUGGGGGUGGGGAGAGCAGGCAGGACCCAAAUGCAAAAAUCACAGGAGAGAAGGUGGGUCUGUGGGGCUUGGCAGGGGUGGGGUGACCCAUGUUUGGGGUUCCCAGAGCAGACCUGUUAUUGUACUUGUUUUAGGGCAACAGUCACCACCAGCCCCUUAGCUGUGAACUUGGAGCCCCGCUCUGCUGGGAUUCCCCUUGUUCCCUCCUGAAGGGGCUGCCCUUGGGUGUGUUCCCAGGGAGUGUCACUCGCCUGAACCCUUGGGACAAAACAGGGCCAGGGCCCUGAGAGUCUUGCAUUUUUUCUACUGCAAACUUAGUAAGAUAUGUAUAUGAAUAUGUAUAUGUAUAUGUAUGUGAGAUGUGUAUAUGUAUAGCUGUGUAGCCCUCUGUAGAGCCAUGUAGACAGCCACUCACAUCUGUGCAAUCCGGUUUAA
This is a messenger RNA of Manis javanica (Malayan pangolin), 4227 nucleotides long. It is a transcript of the gene HCN4, whose product is annotated as hyperpolarization activated cyclic nucleotide gated potassium channel 4. Gene Ontology annotation, cellular component: membrane; dendrite; axon. The record is from RefSeq and is a predicted model, not a curated record. Gene Ontology annotation, molecular function: voltage-gated potassium channel activity. Gene Ontology annotation, biological process: potassium ion transmembrane transport; regulation of membrane depolarization; sodium ion transmembrane transport. NCBI's taxonomy places the organism in Eukaryota, Metazoa, Chordata, Mammalia, Pholidota, Manidae.